AUGGCCGUCUUUGUGGAUCUUGAAGACGAUGACGUCGAGCCACUUGAACAGGGCCACGGCCUGAAUAAGCCCGUGUGGAACGGCACCGCGCCGCCGGACUGCUCGGUCGUCCACGGGCACAAGGAGCAGGACGGCGCUCCUCCAGGCCCGGACGAUCGCGAGGAGGCGACUCACGAGCCCGCUGUCGCAGAGGUACACCCGAUGACAGUGGCUUUGGGAUGCUAUCCUAUUGUCAUGGCCGUGGCUGCUCACCUUGACCUCAACGAUCUCGAUAGCCUGUCGCGCACUUGUCGGGGCGUCCACGACUCCCUCCUGCAGUACCGCUCCAUCCUCCUCAAGUCGACCGUUCACUGCGUCAACGAGGAGCUGCCUGUCGACCCCGAAUCUACGCUGCGAUACCGCGCCAGGGCCGGCAACUGCAAGUACAUUGAGCACGAGACCGACUGCGACGCCGCAGACGCCCGCGAGGCAGAGGACCUCCUGGCUCAGGGCCAUUCUGCCGGCACGUCACCGACCACCCUGAGCCUGUACAGUGGAGCACAUUCAUGGAGCAGUAGCCAUAGCAACCUGAGCCUCCACAGCAAUUCUUCCUCGCCGGGUCUUCUGGACCCUGGCUCAACAUCCGCGACGAGGACACCUUCCCCGGCCUUGGGACCCGGCUAUGCUAGGCACGAGGUGGAAGGCAUAGGGAAUAAGAUCAAAUCGGUCAAGAUAACCAUGGUGAGAGUCGGCGGCGGCGUGCCUGAGUGGGAGGACGAGAAGGUAUCGGGCCAGAGCCUGCGCCGUGAGGUAAACGGCCAGGCCCGGAGUUGGUGCGGUUGGUGUGCAAGGGUGAUUCCAAGCAAGAAGGAUUCCGAAAUGGACCAGAAGCCUCAGGUUUCCAAGGACGGAACGGCUUCUGCAUAG
Molecule: messenger RNA, 906 nt
Organism: Diaporthe citri
Lineage: Eukaryota; Fungi; Ascomycota; Sordariomycetes; Diaporthales; Diaporthaceae
Exons: 3
Coding region: 1-906 (301 amino acids)
Source: RefSeq, a predicted model, not a curated record